Messenger RNA from Tachyglossus aculeatus (Australian echidna), 3081 nucleotides. RefSeq names its product solute carrier family 7 member 2 (gene SLC7A2). Gene Ontology annotation, biological process: transmembrane transport; amino acid transport. The transcript has 12 exons. Gene Ontology annotation, cellular component: plasma membrane. Gene Ontology annotation, molecular function: amino acid transmembrane transporter activity. Bases 428 to 2410 code for a protein of 660 amino acids. The record is from RefSeq and is a predicted model, not a curated record. Lineage: Eukaryota; Metazoa; Chordata; Mammalia; Monotremata; Tachyglossidae.
GGGGCCGAGCUGGGCCGGGCCAGGCCGAGGGACUCUGCAGGCAGGGCACUGCUCCAGGAGCCCCGCUGCUGCCCACGGGGCCGGGCCCACCUAACCCCCGACUCCAGGGGUGCCCACGUGUGGGUCAGGGACCUCUGCUGAUCCCGCUUGGGCUACCCUGGAAGGGCCCGGGCCUUAGCCCCAUGCUCCUGACUCCUGGGCACACUCCUCAGGACGCUCCUGCUGGGUGCUGGCGCCACUUGGUCGGGGACAGCUGAGUUGGCCAGGAGGCCCACGAGCCCGAGAAAGCUGCAAGGAGAGCGGGGGAGGGACAGGAGGACGAGGGGUGCAGGGGCUGGGGACUAGCCUUUUGGUCCCUGGAAGAAGAAAGCGUGAAAACGGGCUUCUCUAAAGGACUCAUUUGGGGGAAGAGUUGACUGUGUCCACGAUGAUCCCCUGCGGAGCGGCCGUGUCGUUCGCCCGGUGCCUGAUUCGGAGAAAAGUCGUCACGAUGGACAGUCCCGAGGACUCCAAACUGUGCCGCUGCCUGUCCACCAUGGACCUCAUCGCCCUGGGCGUGGGCAGCACGCUCGGGGCCGGUGUGUACGUGCUGGCCGGAGAAGUGGCCAAAGCAGACUCGGGCCCCAGCAUCGUGGUGUCCUUCCUGAUCGCUGCCCUGGCUUCGGUCAUGGCUGGCCUCUGCUAUGCGGAGUUUGGGGCCCGUGUGCCGAAGACUGGCUCGGCGUACCUGUACACCUAUGUGACCGUGGGCGAGCUCUGGGCUUUCAUCACGGGCUGGAACCUCAUCCUGUCCUACGUGAUAGGCACCUCUAGUGUGGCGAGAGCGUGGAGUGGCACCUUCGAUGAACUUCUCAGCAAGCAGAUUGGCCAGUUUUUCCGAACAUACUUCAGGAUGAAUUCCACCGGCCUGGCGGAGUAUCCGGAUUUCUUUGCGGUGUGCCUUAUCCUGCUUCUGGCAGGCCUGUUGUCUUUUGGAGUCAAAGAGUCUGCCUGGGUGAACAAAGUCUUCACUGCGAUUAAUAUUCUCGUCCUCCUCUUCGUUAUGAUUGCCGGCUUUGUGAAAGGCAACGUGGCCAACUGGAAAAUUAGUGAAGACUUUCUGAGAAACAUUUCAUCAGCUGCAAGAGAGCCCCCUUCAGAGAACGGGACCAGUCUUCAUGGGACUGGGGGUUUCAUGCCCUAUGGCUUUGCCGGGACACUGGCGGGAGCAGCAACCUGCUUCUAUGCCUUCGUGGGGUUCGACUGCAUCGCAACCACUGGUGAGGAAGUCAGGAACCCCCAGAAAGCUAUUCCCAUCGGAAUCGUGACUUCUCUGCUGGUCUGCUUUAUGGCCUACUUUGGGGUUUCGGCGGCUUUGACUCUCAUGAUGCCGUAUUACCUUCUCGAUGAAAAAAGCCCCCUCCCUGUGGCGUUUGAAUACGUCGGAUGGGGGCCCGCCAAGUACGUGGUGGCCACAGGCUCGCUCUGUGCUCUGUCCACCAGUCUCCUGGGCUCUAUGUUCCCUCUGCCCCGCAUUCUGUUUGCCAUGGCCCGCGAUGGAUUACUGUUCAGAUUUCUGGCCAAAGUGAGUAAGAGGCAGACCCCGGUCGCUGCCACGCUGACGGCAGGGCUCAUCUCGGCUGUGAUGGCGUUUCUCUUUGACCUGAAGGCUCUGGUGGACAUGAUGUCCAUCGGGACUCUGCUGGCUUACUCUCUCGUUGCUGCCUGCGUGCUCAUCCUCAGGUACCAGCCUGGCUUCCAGAGCUACGAGCAGCCCAAAUACUCUCCUGAAAAGGAAGCCCUAGCGGUGGCCAAGCCCACGACCAAAAGUGAAUCUCAGCUCAGCAUGCUGCAGGGAAAUGGCUUCAGUCUGCAGUCACUCUUCAGCCCAUCCAUCUUCCCCACCCCGCAGUCUGCCUCUGUCGUCAGCUUUCUGGUGGGGCUGCUAGCUUUUCUGGUGUUGGGCCUCAGUAUUCUGACCACCUACGGGGUCCAAGCAAUUGGCAACUUGGAAGCCUGGAGCCUGGCCCUGCUGGUCGUGCUGAUCGUUCUCUGCACUGCCAUUGUCCUCAUCAUCUGGAGACAGCCCCAGAACCAGCACAAAGUGGCCUUCAUGGUGCCGUUUCUGCCUUUCCUGCCGGCGUCCAGCAUCUUGGUGAACAUUUACCUGAUGGUACAGCUGAGUGCCGACACCUGGGUCCGGUUCAGCAUAUGGAUGGUUCUCGGUUUCCUGAUCUACUUUGCCUAUGGCAUCAGACAUAGCCUGGAAGGCCUCCCUAGGGGUGAAGAAGAGGAGGAAGAGGAGGAAGAUGCAUAUUUGGAAGCAAGCGGUGGCACGUUGGAGGUGAAGAGUGCCUUUGCAGCCAGGGAGCUGCACCCUGAGAACGAGCACACCCACUUCCUCCUUCAGGAACGAACCAGCCAGUGUUGAUGCCGCAGCGCCAAGGCGGGGAGCGUGCGCAGCGGAGCAGCUCAAUCAGUCGGUUGUGAGUCUGCUGCCGCCCUUGAACUCAACUGCCCUUGUGCAUCGUGGUGACCCACCCGCAGUGUGGCCCUUUCCCAGUGUGGCCCACCUGCUGUGUGGCUCGUUCCCAGCCCUCCCACGGUGUGGACUGCCCUAGUGGGGCUGAACCCAGCGUGGCCCGUCCCCAGCAUGACAGGAUCCCAGCAGUGACCCACGGCCAACCUAGGGUGGCCUUCUCCCAGGGUGACCCAUCCACCAUGACCUGACCCCAAGCCCAGCCCAUUCCCAGCGUGGCCCGUCCCCAGCAUGGCCCUCCUGCAGUGUGGCCCCUCCUGUAGUGUCGACCCACCCUCAACAUGGACCGUCCUCAACAUAACCCAUCCCCACCGUGGCCAAGCCAGUGUGGCCUGCCCCCAGUGUGACCGAACCCCAGCGAGAGCCAACCCAGCGUGGCCCUGCCCAGCGUGGCCCACCCAGGGGCUGGUGGAAGCUGGUGGGAGACACAGAUCUCACACUGCCACCAAAUGGAGACUUCUCCGUGACGAUAUCCCCGAUGAGGGGCUGGAGGACAGGACGUGUCAUGCCCAUGGCAGGCGAGGGGGAGAUUGUGUGUGUGUGUGUGUGUGAGUGUGUGGGGG